AUGCUGUUCUUGGCGGGAAGAGACGAGAUCAAGUUAGAUCACGAGAUCACACAUUCAACUUGGUGUGUGCCUCCUGUCUAUUUUACUUUUCAGGUACCUAUUGAAUGGGAAGUAGAGGAUGUUACUCCUGUAAAAGGACCAGACGGAAAAUUUAGUAUUCCUCAAAAAGCAAUUGAUUCUGUUUUAAAAAAUAAGAUAGGUUUAAAAGGUCCAUUAGAAACACCCAUAGGAAAAGGACAUCGUUCAUUAAAUUUAACUAUUCGACAGUUAUUUAAUCUUUAUGCAAAUGUUCGUCCAUGUCGAUCUGUUUCUGGGGUAGAAACACUAUAUAAAGAUGUUGAUGUGGUAACAAUUAGAGAAAAUACUGAAGGAGAAUAUAGUGGCAUUGAACAUGAGAUUGUUGAUGGAGUUGUGCAAAGCAUUAAAUUAAUCACAGAAGAAGCUUCACAUCGCGUAGCAGCAUUUGCUUUUGAUUAUGCUGUUCAAAAUGGUCGCAAUAUGGUUACUGCAGUACAUAAAGCAAAUAUUAUGAGGAUGUCUGAUGGUCUUUUUCUUCAGUGUUGUCGUAAAGUUGCAGAAAAACAUCCAAAUAUUAAAUAUGAUGAGAUGUAUCUUGAUACUUUGUGUUUAAAUAUGGUACAGGAUCCAUCAAAAUUUGAUGUCCUAGUUAUGCCAAAUCUAUAUGGUGAUAUAUUGAGUGAUCUUUGUGCUGGUCUUAUUGGUGGCCUAGGAGUUACUCCAAGUGGAAAUAUUGGACAAGAUGGAGCAGUAUUUGAAUCUGUUCAUGGUACUGCACCAGACAUUGCUGGACAAGAUAAAGCAAAUCCUACUGCCUUGCUUCUCAGUGCAAUUAUGAUGCUACGGUACAUGAAGUUAAAUGAUUAUGCAAAUAAAAUUGAAACUGCCUGUUUUGAAACAUUGAAAGAAGGAAAGGUUCGAACAGCUGAUCUAGGUGGUAAUGCAAAAUGUUCAGAAUUUACACAGGAAAUAUGUUCAAAAAUAUCCAAUAUGUGUUGAAGUAGAACUUUCCGUUUUAUAAAAAAAAAAUUGAUAAUGAUAGUCUGUUAUCAUAAGUAGGUGGUCACAGUGCUGUAGAUUAGAUUAUUUAUUCAGUUUUAGAGGACAUUUCUUAUGCAUUACAGUGAGAGUUAAAAAAGAAAAAGAUGAAUUUUUCCAUGAUUUAUUCAUCAGGAAGAGACUGGAAUUAUUCAUAUUCUGCAAUGAUUUCUGGAUUUAUUCAGAACUAAAUACUAAACAUUAAAUAUUAAGUUAGAAUUUUGAAACUUUGGAAAGGAAGUGAUUUAACAGAAUCAAAUUUUCAUAAUUGGAAAGAAUUCUUUUCUAGUCAAGUGUUCCUAAAUGUUAGAUACAGAAUUGUUAUUUUCAUUAAUAUAAACCAAGUACAGUAUUUAAAAAGUCAUUAUUUUUUAAUGUAAUUUAAAACAUUGAUUAGAAUUUGUAGUGAAAUGGCCUCAUAAACAAGAUUUUAAACUGAAUUAACAAAAGGUAAUGUAUAUAAAAAUCUCUGUGACAACUAAAAACCUAUAAUAAAAAUCAUAAAGUGAUGUUGAAUUGUAUAAUCAUUUUAAUGUAAUAUAUGAAAAGUUAAAAAUUACAAACUUAAUUGAGAAACUAUGAUUUUGUUCUUUGUUUUUAUAUU
This is a messenger RNA of Centruroides sculpturatus (bark scorpion), 1660 nucleotides long. It is a transcript of the gene Idh3a, whose product is annotated as probable isocitrate dehydrogenase [NAD] subunit alpha, mitochondrial. NCBI's taxonomy places the organism in Eukaryota, Metazoa, Arthropoda, Arachnida, Scorpiones, Buthidae. Gene Ontology annotation, biological process: tricarboxylic acid cycle; isocitrate metabolic process. Gene Ontology annotation, cellular component: mitochondrion. Bases 1 to 1017 code for a protein of 338 amino acids. The transcript has 9 exons. Gene Ontology annotation, molecular function: magnesium ion binding; isocitrate dehydrogenase (NAD+) activity; NAD binding. The record is from RefSeq and is a predicted model, not a curated record.